AUGAAAGCAAUAAGAUUGAUAGGAGAAACUCAUUAUUAAGAAACUUCAUUAAGUUAAUUAUUAGCAUAUUAAGAAACUUCUAAAUAGAAUGAAAAAACUUAGACAUUAUUUAGAGAAGAAUCUAAUAAAGUAUCUAUGGAUCAUUCUCUUCAAUUUUCUUAAUCUAGAAUAUCAAAAUAAUUUAGUUAAAAGUAUUCAGAAUAUUAGAGCAAUUAUGUUUCUCAAAUAUCUAAAUUGAAAGCAGAUUCAGUUAAUAUUCCAAAUUCUAAAUAGAAAGAUUCUCAUUCUUUUGAUUAAAUAAUAAAUAUAUUUUAUUAAGAUGAAGAGAAUAAAUAAUAGAAAAGACUAAAUUAUUAAACUACACCAUCAUAAUCUAAAUAUUAAUUACCUCAUUUCCCAAAAACAGCAAUUAAUAAUAUUUUAGGUAUUAUAUCAUGAAUAAUCUAAAUAGGCUUUCCAAUAUUUUUAUUUACCUUGUUUAUAAGCACUAAAUAUACUAUAUUCGUUUUUCUAUAAUGUUAGCUAUUACUAUAUACAAUUAUUAAAUUAAAUUAUUUUAUUAUUACAAAAAGAAUUUGUUAAUAUUAUGUGCUAUAUGUAAUUUAUUUAUUAAUUUUGUAUAUAUAUUUUAUUCAUAAUAAGCUGUGUAGCUUAGAGUCAUAAUUUUUCUCUAUAAUAAUAGUGCAAAUGGAAAUACUUUAUUGAAUGAUCCUCGAGAUAUAACCUACAUCAUCCAAUCUCUUCCUAGAUUUUGGAACAGAUCCUCUAUCCCCUGUUUAAAUACCAGUCUUUUGUAUCAACUAAAAUGUAAAGUGAAAUAAUUAAAUUUUCAGCAACUGAAAGAUGCUGUUCUAGAGUUCUAAUAGCAGAUUGCGAAUAUCAAAAUAUUUAAAUUUUGGAAAUGAUUCUAUCAAGAUUUAAAGUAAAUUCUUAAAGAGCAUUUAGUACUGAAGAUGUAAUAAAGUUAUUUGAAACAAAAAAAAUGUUCAUGUGGUAAUAUUGGAUUUGUUUUGUAUUUUAUAAAUGUGGAUUUACCAAAAAGAGGAGGUUUAUGGUUAAGCAGAUACAUUAAGGAUAAAAUGACCUAAAAAGGAUAUAUAAUUGGAACAACAGGACUUAUUGA
Paramecium sonneborni is the source of this 1123-nucleotide messenger RNA. NCBI's taxonomy places the organism in Eukaryota, Ciliophora, Oligohymenophorea, Peniculida, Parameciidae. The record is from the annotation of a GenBank genome assembly.